Molecule: messenger RNA, 1098 nt
Organism: Lolium rigidum
Lineage: Eukaryota; Viridiplantae; Streptophyta; Magnoliopsida; Poales; Poaceae
Product: ribosomal protein S4, mitochondrial
Exons: 2
Coding region: 1-1098 (365 amino acids)
Biological process (GO): positive regulation of translational fidelity
Cellular component (GO): small ribosomal subunit
Molecular function (GO): rRNA binding; structural constituent of ribosome
Source: RefSeq, a predicted model, not a curated record
AUGAAGAUAGAUGGCAAGUGCCUGAUCGAUUUGAUCAGGCCGAGACCUCCAGAUCUUACUAGUUUGGGCAAGAGCCACAAGUCAACCAUUGAAUCAACAGCUUGUGAAGUUCGGAACAGAGAACUUUCUCUAAUCCAACGCCGCAUUCUCCGAAGAUUGAGGAACAAGAGGAGAUCCAUUAAAAGAAAUCUUUCUCAGAGAGAAAAUCUAAACAGUAACAUCAAAUCACAAACUACACGAAAGUUGUCCAUUUAUUAUGGGGAUUUACCCAUAAGGGAGAUGCACAGAGGAAGAGAACGAACUUCAUAUAUCCCUUUUUUACUCAAUCAAGAAACAAGAUCGGACGUGAUUCCGGUUCGUCUCCAUUUUAGUGACACUCUUCCUCAAGCAAGGCAGCCGAUAAGUCAUCGAAGGGUUUGUUUGAAUAAUGGACUGGUAACCAUUACUCAUUUGAAAGUUUCCCACGGUGAUCUAAUAUCUUUUAAAGAAAAUGACGCGAGAACCCGCGGUGAAGAAAUAAGGAGAUCUUUCUAUAUCGACAUAUCAGUUGGAAAAAUCGUAGGCAAAUUCCUACCGGCCAAAAUCUGGAGAAGAACAAAAACAGAAUGGUUCCGCUUACUCACAACUCAGAGGGGAUGCCGCUUACUACUCAAAUCCUUGUUUUUGCAAAAGUUGCGUUCUUAUAUGCAAGAAGAAGACUUUGAAAGAACAAAGAAGUUUGGAUCCGCAAAAGUAUGCUUAGGCAGUUCCUUCGCUGAGCACAACAGAAUGAAGAGGAAUUUGUUUCAUUUCAAAUACUUCUUCUUAUUGAAAAGAGGGAAGGAGAAAAACCGAAAUCUUCCUACUCGAACAAUAAGUCCUUUUGUUUACAAGUCUUCUUUAUAUAGUAAUUCGACCUAUUGCUCCGGAUCCCCGUUUACUAGGAAGAUAAGAAUCAAAAGGAUCGAACUACCUACUCAUUAUUCGGAGGUGAAUCAUAGAACACUAAAAGCUGUGGUAUCUUAUGGACCUAACAUAGGUCACAUCCCUCACGACAUAAGAUUGAAAGAUCCAAACCUUCCUCUUCGGAGCGGAAACGGACGUGGCCAAAACAUAUAA